This is a messenger RNA of Cryptomeria japonica (Japanese cedar), 732 nucleotides long. RefSeq names its product G-type lectin S-receptor-like serine/threonine-protein kinase SD2-5. Bases 1 to 732 code for a protein of 243 amino acids. NCBI's taxonomy places the organism in Eukaryota, Viridiplantae, Streptophyta, Pinopsida, Cupressales, Cupressaceae. The record is from RefSeq and is a predicted model, not a curated record. Gene Ontology annotation, biological process: protein phosphorylation. Gene Ontology annotation, molecular function: ATP binding; protein kinase activity. The transcript has a single exon.
AUGCUGGUCUACGAGUUUCUACCAAAUGGAUCUCUGGAUAAAUGGAUAUUUGCCAACGAUACCCAUCAGAAUGUGCUCGACUUGAAGACUAGAACCAAAGUCGCUCUUCAUAUAGCACGGGGUUUGACCUACUUACAUGAGCAGUGUCAACAACGAAUUAUACAUUUGGACAUCAAACCCCAAAACAUUCUUCUGGAUGAAAAUUUCAAUGCCAAGGUCUCAGAUUUUGGGCUGGCAAAAUUGAUCGACAGAGACCAAAGUCAAGUGAUAUCAAUGACCCGAGGAACCCUAGGAUAUAUGGCACCUGAAUUAUUAAACAAACACGUUUCUGUGAAGGCCGAUGUAUUCAGCUUUGGCAUUAUGUUGGUAGAAAUUGUGAGUGGUAAGAAAAGCCGAGAGCUUUCAGAUGACUCCUUGUUUUCAGUUUUACGAAAUAAGGCCGAAGAAGGUAGAUUGUCAGAUUUUGUAGGUCCAGGACUCAAAGAUGAAGGCGUAGACGCAGAUGAGGAGGCAGUGAAAAUGUUGAGAUUGGGAAUGCUUUGUAUACAGGAUGAUUUGAUGAGCAGACCAACGAUGUCAACUGAAGUCAAGAAAUUGGAGGGGAUGAUAGAGUUGCACAGUGCCCCCUCUACGUCGUCCUCUCCUUCAGACAAUCCAUUUCCAUCCACGGCCAAACCUGAUCGUUUGGCGCUCUCAUAUGCCCCUCCAUCUUCUGUAUUGUCUGGAAGAUGA